CACAAAUCCAGCGGCGGAGGAUGGUCUGCGCCAGAUGCCUGAGGGCCUGAGGCCGGCAGACGGUCUAUUCCGGGCAUUCACGUGACCAGCCCAAUCGGGGCUCCACGCGUGAUGCGUCCGCUAAGCCCGAUCGGGACAAGCGCCGAGUAGCCGCUGCGUCACCUGCUCCGCCCGGUGCCGGCUGGAGCCAAUCAGCGCGGGCCCUGCCACCCCUUCAUUCAAUCCGGACUUCCAGUCGCCCCCUCCGUCUCGCUUUCUUUAUCGCCGCUACUUCUUCAUCAUCUUCAUCUGCUGCUUCAUCAUCGGGACCUAUCCACUCGACUAUCUCCCUGCUCUUCUGUGAAUCUACACUGGUCUCUCGUUUAUCUCUCGCGGUCCUAGCAUCGUCGUAGGUACCAUUUGCAGUUUCUCGCCACCAUGAUCGUCCGUCCGUUCCUGGUCGGGAGCGCCAUCGCUCUAGGCGCCAACGCCUUGCUCGUCGUCCCCGAAGCCGAAGCCGACGCCGUCGCCCCUCUCGACGACUUGAGUCUUCGUCCGUUGGAGUCGUUGGCGGCCAGCCAGCAGGAGGUGGUUCUUGGCUGCACCGAAUGUCCGUUCCGCGAGGUCGACGACAGUGGGAAGGUCAGCUGGACUGAUGGCUUCGAAACAUCUCUGUCGUUGAACUUCUCGGUGGAAAAUGGAUUUUUGCUGGCCAACGGCCGCCCCAUCUUCCCUCCCCCGCCGCCGACUCACCUCACUGCCGUUCAGCGUCGCCUGUCCGACGGCGAGGAGUCGGAUCCCAUUCAGCUCGGAUAUGCCGUGGAAAUGAUGCCGCUGCCGACUCCCCCCGACGAGCCCAUGGACAUGGUCGCCGUCCGCUUCACCGUACUCGAUCUGGAUGGCCAUCCCGUUCCCCUCGACACCGUGGCCCUCCACCUCGUCCACGAUUCGGCCGCCAACCUGUUCCUGGCGAAGGCUACCAUCGAAGAGACCACCCCGUCUCGCGUGUCUUGGAGGCAGUGCCGGGGUAAGCCCAAGUGCCUGAGACGGCUCUUGUUCGAUCGUAUCCGCGCUCUCUUCCACGCCGCCCGGACUCGCGUGCUGGGACUCGGCGGGCCCCGUCCGCACUGCGGAGGCCGGCCCCAUGGAUUGGGACAUCCUCCCUUCCCUCCUCACCACGGCCCCGGUCCGGAAGAGCCCUGGGCGGAGGGCGACAUGGAGCGUCCUCCUCGUCCUCACCACCAUCAUCACAUGCACCACGGCCACUGGGAACGUACCUUCUCCCGCGUCGUGCGCUUCAUCGUCGUGCCGGCUAUUCUGGGCGUGUUGGCCGGACUGGCUGCCAGCGCGCUGGGCAUGCUGGUCGGCCAGGUCGUCGUCUUCCUCUGGCAACGCUACCGCCGCUCCGGCUCCAAGCGCUCGGCAGAACAAGGUAGCGUGGGCGAAAAGCAGGGCCUGAUGACCGAGGCGUCGGAUGAGCUGCCUCCGGCUUACAGCGACGAGGAGAUGGCUCCCGAGACGGUGCCCGCGGACAAGUCUUGAGGCGUGGCAUCUUUUCUUUUUUUCCAAGAACGAAUUGAAUAGGCUCGACCGUAGGAUUUUGGCCGAACCGGACCAGGCAAACCGGGAAUUGGGACAGAAUGCGUACCUGGGGGUCUUUUUCUGGUUGUGUGAUUGAUUGACAUGAUGCAAGAACUUUUCCUCCUUCCUUUACAAUGUAUUUCGGGUUUACGUUUGUUUCAUUUUCCUCCAG
Messenger RNA from Aspergillus steynii IBT 23096, 1732 nucleotides. RefSeq lists its product as uncharacterized. The transcript is spliced from 2 exons. The record is from RefSeq and is a predicted model, not a curated record. The coding region runs from base 418 to 1521 and encodes 367 amino acids. NCBI's taxonomy places the organism in Eukaryota, Fungi, Ascomycota, Eurotiomycetes, Eurotiales, Aspergillaceae.